GUCCACCGGGAAGUAGGACUCGAUACUUCAUAAGCUGUCACUGGCCCUUAUAAGCCCAACAAGGAGACUGAGAAGAAAGAUCUGUUACUUUAUAUAUGUAACAUGGAUGGUUCGGUAGAAGAUGCAAUAUUAGCAAGUUUGGCAGAGUUAGCUAGUGAAGGAAGCAGAGGCUGCUGCAUCAGAGGUUGCAGGAACUCCACGUACAGGACUGAUGCUGUGUACUUCACCCUGCCAGAGGAUCCUCAUAGGUGUGCUGUUUGGCUGAAAAUCUUGAGCAAAUUUGUAUCUGAAACUGAUGAGAAAUCUAAGAUAUGGAUAUGCUCAGAUCACUUUUGUUCAAGAGAUAUCUCUCUUAUCAAUUCUCAGCCAGAACUCACACCUUCAGCAAUUCCAAACAUCCAAGUAUAUGCAAAAUCUGGUUUUGAAAGUAAGGACAGUAGAUUGAGCUGGGGAGAUGACCAGUUAAGUUUCACAUCACAAGCAGCAUCAUUGCCCAAGAUGAACGUGGAAACUCAGAAUGCACCAAAACCACUUGAGGAUUGUGUUCAACUGCUGCCGGAAUCUAGUAAAGAUCAUUUUAGCUCAGAUGUUAAGAGAGAAAACAUGAUAACAAUUAAGGAGGAGCCACUGCCUGAGGUAAAAGCCACUUACAACACCUUUGGGGAUUCACAGGUAACGUGCGAGACAAAAGAAGUUGUAUUCAAGAGAAAACGGGGUCGUCCAAGAAAAGGAGCUUCUGUUCCUCAAACAAUGAAGCCUCAGACAAUCACAAUAAAUGAUUCCCAGAAAUCGAGUUCUGGCCCUCAUGUUGGAAAAUCAACCUGUAAUACAAUCACAAAAUCACUGGCAUAUGACAGCACUGAGGACCCAGGAGAUGCAGAGACUGACACUGAAAGUAAAUCAAAGAGGAAAAGAAGAUCAAAAGUUUUAAAUGAUUAUGUAUCAGAUUUUAACACUUCUGAUGAGGAGGAUGUAAAUUUAAUAAAUGAUUUUUCUAAGUUUACACACCAAGGUAGAGGCAGGGGUAGAGGCAGAAAAAGUGAACCCUCAGAGACAUAUGAUGACCUUUUUAGUAACUAUGUUGGAGUUUUUGGAAAGAAAUUUUCAUUACCGGUGAAUGAAGAUUUUCUAGAUGAUGAUAUACUUGAAGAAGUGAAUGACAUUGAAGGAAGCAUUUACUCAUCUUCCAUAUUUAAUAAAUCCAGUUCAAUCAAUGAAUCCAAGCCAAUACAUGAGUUUGAAGAUAAGGUAGAGGUGAUGCUUGGUCCAGGUGGUAGGACCAAAAUACAAAUUGUGUAUACGGGUAAGAACUCAAUAGUGAAUGAUGAAGAAAGCCUCAUCUAUCAUGUGAUCACAACCACAGGCAAGACUACAAGUGUUACACCUCUCACAAUCCCUAAGCUAACUAAUGAUGCAGAGUGUGAGAGUGACAACAUCAACUAUCCAUCUACAUCACAAGCAAAGUGUGAGGCAAGUGAUGAAGGCAAAGCUGACACUGAUUUAGAGGUGGAUGGCAGCAAGCCCAGACUAUCAUCACGAGGAAGAAGGAUCAAAAGCAAGCACAUGAUGAGGACUUACAACCAGCAAGUGGCAUCCCUGCAACAGAAGUAUUAUCGUGCACUACAGGAAAUAAGAAAAAGACCAAGAGUAUAUACUCUGGCAGAUCUUGUGUAUGGUGCCUCAAGAUUUCUGACAGAAGAUCAGCUGAUAUUCUUCACACUACAGCUCAAGUCCAGCUGUAAUAACACACAAGGCAUCAGACUCAGUGUUCGUGAAAAAAUACUGGCAUUGGCCUUCUACCUACAAAGCCCAGCAUUAUACAAAUGGUUGAGGGCAAUUUUUCACUUGCCCUCAAAGUUGAUCUUAGAACGAUGGCUGGAAGGCAUUGCCAAGAGAGAUCCAGAGGCAGUAAAAAAAAUUAUGUAUCACAUUUAUACUCAAUAUGUCUUCAGGUCUUAGUAUUAUUAUAAUGUGAGGCUAAUAAUUUAUAAAAGAAUAUGUACAGAAGUUGUACAAAACUAU
Molecule: messenger RNA, 2022 nt
Organism: Cherax quadricarinatus
Lineage: Eukaryota; Metazoa; Arthropoda; Malacostraca; Decapoda; Parastacidae
Source: RefSeq, a predicted model, not a curated record